This is a messenger RNA of Mytilus californianus (California mussel), 2960 nucleotides long. RefSeq names its product toll-like receptor 13. The record is from RefSeq and is a predicted model, not a curated record. Gene Ontology annotation, cellular component: extracellular matrix. The coding region runs from base 96 to 2279 and encodes 727 amino acids. Gene Ontology annotation, biological process: signal transduction. NCBI's taxonomy places the organism in Eukaryota, Metazoa, Mollusca, Bivalvia, Mytilida, Mytilidae. The transcript has a single exon.
UGUUCAAAAUAAAACAAAUCAUAUGUAACGCUGUGUUUUUUGUGGUAUUUAGAAAAAGUUUGUCUCUGGCUAAAGAAGCUAGCAUAUUCUGCAAGAUGAUUCGCAGUAAUGUGUUAUUAGGUUUUGUAUUGAUUAUUAUUUCUGUGCGUACGGAAAAUCCGACAUUAUAUGGAUUGCCAGAACAUCUAAUUCCAUUAUUACAACUUUUAAAUUCUGAGCAAACAUCAAGACCUAUAGCACAUAUUUUGUGGCAAGUGCUACAAACACAAUUUCAACGAAAUGAUUUAAAUUGUAGUUCAUUUUCGCGUAAUUUACGUCAUUGCAUUUGCAGUACAUAUCAGCAAAUAGAUGACAUAGAUGAAUUGUCGGUUGAGAUGGACACUAGUAACAUCAGCAUACUGACAGUUAGUUCGACGUCUAAUAACUCAUACUACCACUUAAACACCAGUUAUAAUGGUUUACAUAGUUUUCCGGGUAAUAUAUGUGAUUUUCCGAAAAUUGUUCUAAUGGAUUUAUCAUUCAACAAAAUUAAAGACAUCGAUCUUGUAUCAUGCAUUACAUUCUUAGAUACGUUUAUACUACAUCAUAACCUGGUGGAAUACCUCAGUAAUACAACAUUUCUUCACUUGAAAUUCAUUCGUGUAAUUGACUUGUCUCAUAACCGACUAAAAUAUAUCGAGCCUGGAUUUUUAAUUAACAUGAAUGGAAGUUUGUUUAAAUUCGAUGUGUCUUACAACUAUCUUACUACCCUUGAUAUUACAAACAUUUUAUGGACACAACUCAUAUUUUGUAAAGCAAAUUUUUCACAUAAUUCUAUAAAUUCUUUUACGAACAUACUGAAUUGGAAAAGUCAAGACAAUUCCGUGUUUUCUAUUCACGGAGUGCUGGAUGCAUCGUUUAAUAACUUAAAACACUUUUCAAUGUUUAAUGAAAAUGGUCUUAACCUUAAACAUGCAGGAAAACUGAAUUAUUGGGCGAUAUUCGCAAGGAAAAAUCCUUGGAUUUGCGACUGUAAAGUAUACCCGUUUGCCAAAUCACUUGAAAUUUUUGUUGCAUUGUUUCAUCAAUUAAACUUUUUCAUGAAUUGUGAUUCGCCACGCCAACUAAAAAAUAAAACAUUUUUUGAAGUCAUAGCUGCUUCUGAGCUUGAUCAAUUAGUAUGUAACCUGUCAUUAGCUGAGUGGUGUCCACUACAAUGCCACUGUUUUUAUCAACCUGCUGUAGAGAAUAGAACAGUGGUUGAUUGUUCUGGAUCCAGACUAACAAGGUUUUAUUCAGUUCUACCUUUAUAUGGAAAUUUGGAAAUUGAUUUUUCAAAUAAUAGCUUAAGAAAUUUGAAUAUGAUUGAACGGAGUAAGUUAGAUUAUUUUAAACGGAUAACAAAAAUUGAUCUUUCAAACAACAACAUUGCAAUACUUUCAAAUAUAGCGCUUAAUAGGUUUAGAAAACUAAAACUAGUAAAUAUGAGAGACAAUGAUAUUAAAAAGAUUCCACGUUCUUUACAGAUGUUGAAGCCAUGUCAGAUUUCAUUGGGAAACAUUAUUAUGAAAUGUACAUGCGACGAUGUUUGGUUAAAAAUAUGGUUACCGUUACAAUACCAAAACUGCGCGAACAGCACACAGGUUUUAUGCAAUAAUGAUGGACUGCUUCGUUCUAUUACUGAAAUAGAAAAAGAAGAUCUUGGCUGCUCAGCGUCAGUUAUAAAUGUUUCAUUGGUAAACAGUUCGAUAUGUGCGGCAUUUUUUGCUGUAAUUACAUGUGCAAUGAUUAUAUACAAGCUUAGGUUUGAACUAUUCAUAUUAACAAGAACAGUUAUAACUUUCUUCAGGAAUCCGUUAUCACCAACCUCGGUAAUACAUGACAUAUAUAUUUCUUCCAAUGAAGAUGAUGAACUAAUUCGUAAAUGGUUGUUAGCUUCUUUAGUUCCUUGCCUUGAGAAAAAAGGUUUCGAUGUGUUUCUAUUUUUCAGGGACGGUACAAUCGGAGAACCUCGGGAGCAAGAGACGAUUGACGUCAUUUCAAAAAGUCGCAAUUUUAUAAUACUUCUUAGUGACGAUACAAAAGGAAAUCAACAAUGGAACAAGAGAGAAUGGAAAUAUGCAUGGAAUUAUUACAAGUGGGACUUUAGUCGAGAACUAAUCAUCAUAAAUUACGAUUUGCUUACAUAUGAUGAUGUUGUCAAACAUUUCUUCAGAGGAUUUUUCACUCUGAGAAAAGUCAUAGAUUUCUCUAAUUUUAACAAUAGCAUUGAAGAAGAUAUCGUUGCGCUACUGAAAUAACGUCAUUUCAUCGGACAUUGCAAUUUGUUUUCAAUUUUUAAACACAUUGCGUCUAAUAACUCUUUUAAUGCCAUUCAUUAUGUAAUAAUAUCAGAUCAAUUAUAUUAUUUAUCAAUAGCAUAAAAAUCCAAUGUACCAUUAUGAUUUUUUUUUGUAUUAUUUGAAAAUGGAGACAAUAAGUCCUUAUGCUACACUAUAUGAAAUACUUUUAUAGGUUAUGUUAUACCAGUUCCUAUUUCAAGUUAUCAAUGUCAUGAUUCAUCUUCGUCAUCAGCAAUUCCGAUAUGUAUUAUAGGAUAAAACGCCUUUUUUAAGGAAUUUAUUGGUGUAUAAACUGGACCAAUUCACUCACAAACAAGAUGAUGAUGUGUUUGUGAGUGACUUGGUCCUGUUUAUACACCAAUAAAUUCCUUUAUAAAUGCGUUUAAUCCUUAUCAUUCUUUAAAAUUGGAGAUAAGGAAUUUAAUUUCCCCACUCGUAACCUCUAUCACACGUAAAUUGUACAUUUGUGUCAUUGAAAUGGCCUUGCGCAUGAAUAUAUUUUUUGGUUAACGCAAAAAAAUGUACUCCAUGAAAUUGGUAUCUGAUAAAAAAUAAACUACAAAAAUAUCAAAUGAAUGUUUUGUGUUUAUUAUUUAAUUUAACGAUGAGCGCGAAGUGAAAAUAAAUAUUUUUAACAUC